GUUAAAAAAUCUAGCCUGUCUGGUCCCGAUUCAGCCAGCCCCACCCUUCUGGGCGGGCAGAUAACAGCUGACUUCAGCAGUCUCGAUCACGUGACCACCGCAGCUCCCCGUUCUGCUCCCUGUCCCAGGCCGGGUGUAGGCACUUCCAGGGGCUCCUUCUGUGAGGGGCAGCAGCACGCUGCCAGGCGAGGAGAGAUUAAUCAGUGACAGCACCCGCCUCUCGGAGCAGCGACCAGACCAGCCGUGGUCAGGACAGCCUCUGCCAGGCCAGCCCAGGAGUUCCCCGUCCAGGUCCCCGUCUGCUGCUCACCCACCUGCUGCUGCCAUGGGGCGCCUUGGGGCGCUCCUCCUCCUGCUGGGGGCCCUGGGGGCCCUGGCUGACAUCUGCAACAUCCCCGAGGUGGACAGCAGCCUGGUGCAGACUCUCGGCCAGCGCCUCUUGCCCUGGAUGGACCAGCUCUCUCUGGAGCACUUGAACCCCAGUAUCUAUGUGGGCCUGCGCCUCUCCAGCGUGGAGGCCAGCACCAGGGAGGCCCUCUACCUACACAGCCUCAAGGUCGAUUACCAGCAGAGCCUCCUGAGGCAUGCCCCCAGCGACGACAACAGUGACCUGCAGGCCAAGCCCUCCAUGGGCCAGCUGGCUCUCUACAUGCUUGCUCUCAAGGCCAACUGCGAGUUUAUCGGGGGCCACAAGGGGGACAGGCUGGUCUCACUGUUGAAGCGGUUCCUGGAGGAUGAGAAGAGGGCCAUUGGGCACGAUCACAAGGGCCAGCCCCACACCAGCUACUACCAGUACGGCCUGAGCAUCCUGGCCCUGUGUGUCCACCAGAAGCGGGUCCAUGACAGCGUGGUUGGCAAGCUCCUCUAUGCCGUGGAACAUGACCACCAUCUCCACCAGGGCCACCUCUCUGUGGCUCCCCCGCUCUGUCACCAGCUGCUGAUGACCUCCCCAAUGCCCGGGACGGAGUUGGGCACAGCCUGCCUCAACGCGAGGGCCGCUCUGUUGGCCAGCCUGCAAGACGGGGCCUUCCAGAACGCUCUCAUGAUUUCCCAGCUACUGCCUGUCCUGAACCACAAGAGCUAUGUGGAUCUCAUCUCCCCAGACUGCCUGGCACCAAGAGUCACGUUGGAGCCAGCCACGGUGACCCCCUCACCGAUGCAAGUCCCAGAGUUCAUCCACGUGAUGCUGAAGGUGCCCAGUGUCUGGCCACCGUACAGACACUCCAUCUCCGUGCCCGCUGGGUCCUCCUUGGAAGAGGUUCUGAUGACGGCCCAGGAGCUCGGAGGAUUCAUGUACGGAACCCAGGCCUCCUUGUCAGGCCCCUACCUGACCUCUGUGAUGGGGAAAGAAGCCGGAGAGCGUGAGUUCUGGCAGCUCGUCCGAGCCCCCGACACCCCGCUGCAGCAAGGUAUCGCUGACUACAGACCCAAGGAUGGAGAGACCAUCGAGCUGAGGCUGGUUACCUGGUAGCCCCCAGCUCACCUCCCCCGGCCGCCUCGAACAAUCUCUGCACCUCUACCCUCCUCCGUCCCGGCACGUGCCUGGCCCUGCCGCCGCCUCGUGUGCACUUGAAGCAAUGUCCCCGGAUCAGCCAGCCACCACCCCUGCAAGGCUCCCAAGCCACUGCCCACCUGGGAGUAGGGAGCCAGGCUCCCUCCCCGGGAUGUCUGUCUGCUGGGCUGGCCAGCCUGGCCCUGCGGGCAUCCCACGAGGGGCACUCGUAGUCUGAAGGGCAUGAAGCACCUCAGACCCCUUAGCACAAGAAGUCCGCCGGCCUCUGGCAGUGUGAGUCCCACCCGCUGUGGCCGUGGGGUCCUACCAGGAGACCGGUGCAGCCCGGGGGCUGAGCCUUGAACCCAGCUCUCAGGUCCCCUGUCAGGGCGGCGGCCCCAGAGCCAGCCGUGGCAUAGCAGCUGGCGAGGACCCUGCAGGGCUGCUCAAAGCCUACCUUUGAAAUGAUUAAAGUGUUGAUUAUGCACAUGC
Myotis davidii is the source of this 1984-nucleotide messenger RNA. It is a transcript of the gene TCN2, whose product is annotated as transcobalamin 2. The record is from RefSeq and is a predicted model, not a curated record. Gene Ontology annotation, molecular function: cobalamin binding. Bases 326 to 1471 code for a protein of 381 amino acids. The transcript is spliced from 9 exons. Gene Ontology annotation, biological process: cobalamin transport. NCBI's taxonomy places the organism in Eukaryota, Metazoa, Chordata, Mammalia, Chiroptera, Vespertilionidae.